CGCAAGAUCGUCGUUCGGUGGUUUCAGAGAAUGUUCGAAUCAAGCGAUCUCUGUUGUGAAAUAUAGUCUGCGGGUGUUUUUCCACGUAUUAACUGAAAGGAAAAUGGAUUUCGGUACAUUGUUGAAUGUAGCGCAAAAGAAUGGAGGUGGAAAACAGCCAGUCGCCUGUUAUCAGACAAAGUUCACGCCACCCAAAAAACAGUCAAAGUCGUCGAGCAAUUUAUCGACUAAUAUUAAAAAGUUUCUCGCCAAGAAAGAGGAGGAGGAACGACAGAAGGUUCUGGAUGCCAAAAAAAGAAAAGAGAAUCUGUUAGCGUUACGAGAUCACAAGGCUCAGAGUAGGAUCAAUAAGCAUUUAAAAGUCUGUAAGGCUGCUAAUAAAUCUGUACUCGCGGACGCCAUUGAUAAUGAUAAUACGGCUGUUACUAUGGCAGGCCCUUCCCAGCCAGAUGAGGAUGAUUAUGGUUACGUAUCUCAGGAGGCUUCAGCUUUUUACAAUCAGCUAAUGAACAAGUAUAAAAAUCUGCCACAAGAAAAACCAUUGUUUUCCGAAAGUGGAAAGAAAACUGUUAAGGAUAUCGCAUCUACCAAGGACAGAGUAAGACAAGCGUUGAAACAACAAGAAAUAGAGGAUUCUUCAGGUCACAGACGAAAACGAAAAUCUCAAGGUACGAGUGGUGAGAAAGAGUCAUUGAGUCCUGAACUCGAGUCUAAACAGGAAAAAGAAAGAACAACAGUGCCUGAAAAAGAAAGAGAAGAGAAACCGAAGCCUAAGAAAAGGCCGCUUCCUCCCCCGAUGGAUUUUAUGCAACUCCUACAGAUAGCUGAAAAAAAACAGCAUGAGCCCAUUGUGUUGGAGACGAAGCCAAAACUGCCAAAAAUCGAAGAACCCGAAAGAUUAAUGACUAAAAAACAGAUGAGAGAACAUCUCAAGGAAAAGGAAUGGCGCGAGCGGAAAGAGCAGCGAGAUCGUAUGAAUGAAAAUCCGAAAAAUUCUCACUCUCCAGUAAAUUCUGGCAAGACUGCCAAGCCUGUGGUUAAUAGAAUUCCUAAAUUAAACGGUGCAAAAAGUGUACCGAGUUCUAGCGUUGUGGAUAAAAAUAGCUUGACGCAUAAACCACCCUUAACUACUAUUCCCAAGAAACCGUCUGCAGUCAAUGAUAGAGUCGGUAAUCAUAGCAGUAGUAAUAAGCCUUCAGAGAGAGAAAGUAAGCCUUCAGAAAAAGACAAGCUGAUUGAAGAACGCAAGAAAAUUGAAGCUGAAAAGAAAAUGCUUGAAGAAAUGCGGCGCAGUAUAGAAGAAGAGAAGAAAAAACUGGCACUUAGUAAAGUUAAAAGAGUGGAGGAGAAAUCUGUAAAUGGAUCGUCGAGUAAAUCGAAAGUUCCUGAACAAAAGUUAUCUGGAAAAGAUUCUAAACUCAGACAGGCUCUGAAACCCGAUGCAAAACCACGACAAUUCCCUCCUGCUGAUAUCAAGCCUAGACAGUUUCCACCACCUGAUGUCAGACCUGCGAGGCCCAAGCAAUUUCCUCCGAAGGAUGUGAAACGGAAACCCAUGAUCAAGAAACGUCGCAUUUACGAUGACGAUUCUGAGCACGAUUCAGAGUUGGACGAUUUUAUUGACGAUGGACCAGAGAAUGGGGCGGAAGAUUACAGUAAAUAUAUCAGUGAGAUAUUUGGAUAUGACAAAAGUAAAUACAGGGACUUGGACGAAGACGAUGCUGGCAUGGAAAGUAAUUUUGCUCAGCAACUGAAGGAAGAAUAUGUUUCUACGAAAAUUGGCAUUAUGGAAGACUUGGAAGAUAUACGAAUGGAGGCGCUUGAGAAGAAAAAGAAGGCAUUAGUUAAAAAUAAAAAACCAAAAUAAUGGAAAUGAAGGAGCUGCGUUCACGAUCGUUGAUAUUUAUUGAUAUGUAUGAUGAAAUAUUUUCGUAAUAGUAAAUUAUUCCAUUAUUUUAUGAUUCGGAAGUGUGAGGAUGUGGAGGUUUGAAAGCAGUCAAAAAACCUUUAUAUACAUAUUAUAAUAUAAUUGAUAGUAUGUAGCAGAUAUAUAUAUAUAUAUUUAUGAACAUCCAGAAUGUGGAUUGAUUUGCGUGUGUUGUAUAUAAAAGAAACGUUGAUGAAUGUGAAAUUUAUACGUUAUGUAUUACAUCACAGUUAUACUGUAUAAACGAGACGAUAGUAUUCAAUGAUCCACUAAAUCGAUUCUCACGCGGACAAGAUUUUCUCUUUGCAUUCCUCACAGCCAACGAAAAAAGUUUAAAUUUGAAAAAAUUAAACAAACUAAUGAUAAAAACAAAAUUCAUCCAGCUGCAAGACAAUAAUGAUAAAAAUACUAAUGAGACUUGCUUACACGAUUGUUGCAAAGUCGAGAAAUUGGAAAAACUGAAUCAACAAGACAUUAGGUAUAACAAAUAAUUAUUGUGCUAAAAUGAAAUCAAUCAAAUACUUUAAACAAAAAUCGUCAGAGUGCCAAGACUCACAUACUAAAUAAGGGAUUUAAUCGAUUUUGUACAAGCUUGUUAGUCGAAGAAAUAAUCUGUUACUUGAAUAA
This is a messenger RNA of Diprion similis, 2554 nucleotides long. Its product is annotated as protein SPT2 homolog. The record is from RefSeq and is a predicted model, not a curated record. NCBI's taxonomy places the organism in Eukaryota, Metazoa, Arthropoda, Insecta, Hymenoptera, Diprionidae. Bases 104 to 1867 code for a protein of 587 amino acids. The transcript is spliced from 7 exons. Gene Ontology annotation, biological process: nucleosome assembly; regulation of DNA-templated transcription. Gene Ontology annotation, cellular component: nucleolus. Gene Ontology annotation, molecular function: histone binding; DNA binding.